This is a messenger RNA of Nylanderia fulva, 2418 nucleotides long. The record is from RefSeq and is a predicted model, not a curated record. Lineage: Eukaryota; Metazoa; Arthropoda; Insecta; Hymenoptera; Formicidae.
AUGUUACAUUUGGUUAAAUAAUAUUUGCAUAAUUGGAUACAUUUGAUCAAACAAUAUUUCGGAGCAAAGAUAAUAAUGUAUAGUAAUUGGGUGCAUCGCGAUCACGAAACAUGUUUGAGCGAUAUCAAGUUGGAAAUCCCAUGACUAACAGUUCAGCAGUCAUCUAAUAUAAACGUGCAGCAAUAACAAAGAUAAUUACAUCUAAUUGUCGUUAUCAUCCGCUUUCCAGAAUUUUUCCUAACAUGGCAUUAAUGACCAAGACUUACGUGAGCGCUCGGGACUUUAAGUACAAGAACGUGAUAAAAUGUCUCUUUGCUGAAACUACGUUCUGGAUCUUACUGUGCUGACAAUGAGUAAAGAUCUUACUAUAUUGAAGUGUAUCUUUAUCGGAAAUAUCAUUAUUUUAUUCGGGGAUCUAUCUCUACAUUCCUAUGAUGCAUUUUACGUUCAGAGUAAUGUGUUCUCGAGGAUGGUAUUGUUGCAAGAACAAAAAGUAAAUUGCAACCGUGUGUUUCUCUCUGCGGAAUGCAAAAAAAAAGUACAUAUGGCCUUCGCAUUUUUUCGUCACGUAUUCCGGAACACAUGGAAGUCGUCGACAGAGUCACAGAGAUAUCAGUUAGCGAGCAUCGGUAACCGAGGCGAGAUUUUCUCGUGGACUAAAUCGUGGCGUUGUCGUCGGUCCACGGGCCGUAUGGCCUGCGGACCGCAAGGGAGAAGUAAACAAAAGAUUCGAGUGCGUCUCGCUCGGGCGAGUCAGUUUUGCUCGACUAUACUUCGAUCGACGAUCUACAUCCGUCCGACCGUGAGAAAGGCGGGAAUCGUCAUUUCGGAGAUAAACAAUAUUAUGUUGAGGCUUAAAUACACCGAACAAAACUUAAAUAGCAUUCGAAAUAGGGUAUCGAUGGGCAUAUUCUAUUUAAAAUCGAAAUCAGAGUUUUCAACUUACAAUUCUGAUCUAUCGGAAACAGAAAAUGAUUUCGAUUCCAAUACUAUCUCGGAAUUGGAUGAUUCGACGACUCCAUCUGCUUCUGUUCAAACACUAGAUCAUCAAAAUAACGAAAUUGAAAGCAGUAUCGGCAAAAUUUUAGACAUAUAUCCGACGUCGCCGAUAAAAUUAAGUAAGAACAAUUCGAUUGAGAUAAAAAAAUUAUCACGCCAAAAGAGGGCCAUAUUUUACAAAGCGCAAAAUCACAUGAUAAUGGAAUCUGAAAGAAACAAUAAUUAUACAGCGGUUGUACAAAGAGAAGCACGAGCGACAAAAGAAAGGAGGAAUAGAGGAAGAGGUAAAAAACAGCAAAAGAAGAAAGAGAAGAGGAGUGAAAAAGAAAAAGGAAGAAGGCACGAACGCAAUCGUGGGCGAUUUGGUCCGAAAGUGGUUACGUUUAUUGGUGCAAUACCGCUGCAAGAGUUUAAAAAUACAGUUUAUAUAGGACCAUGGAUAAAAGGAAACAACAACAUUAAAAGUAACAACACCUCAUACGAUUUUACCAAAUUCUACUUGAGAGAGGACGAUUAUUCGAUUGAAAUUAAUAUGAGUGGUUUAUAUAUAAUCUCUGUACAGAUUUUUUAUGUUGGAGGACCGGUAAAUUCUUAUUGGGUGUUGCUAAAUUCUGAAGGUUCAUCCAAAAAACGAAAUCUCAUUACAUGUGCCGUUGGUUCUACUACAUCGGAAGUAUCGUGUUAUACGAGUGUAACCACAUGUCUACAGAAGGGUGACAGACUGUCCAUACUACAACAGGAGAAAAACAGAUUGGUUAAUUUGCGAGAGGGGUAUAGUCAGAUCCAACUUGUGCUACUUGAUGCCAAUGAUUAAGAUGAGGCCUAACGUAAAGAUUUACGAGUUUUAAAAUAGAUAUAAAUAUAUGUUAAAUUGACGAGCACAAAUAUAAUGCGACAAGUGUUGAGUUUAUAAAAUUGUAACGUUAUAACAUUACAAUUGUAAUGUUGUAGUCAUAACUAUACUAUUUGUAACGAUAAAUCAAUGGUUGUGAUUAAGAUAACUAAAAUCAAAGAAGGGAUAAUUCGCGAAUCUUAAGUCUUGUGAUUUUUAAGAUAUUUUUAUGUGCAUAAGAUACAUAUAAUAGCACAUACACUGUUACUACUAUAGUUAACAAACAGGGAUGUGCAUUAUUUGAAAUGGAAGCAUUUAAAAUGGAAAUUUAAAAUUUAAAAUACCUAUUUUGUAUUUUACAUUUAAAAUACAUGUUUUCAAAAACUGUUUUAUAUUUCCAUUUAAAUGGUUUUUACUAUUUUCUACUUCAAAUGCAUUUUUCUUGCAAACUAAAAAUUAAUCAAAAUAAUAUGCAUAUACAUAUGUAUAUACAUUAUAAUAAUCAAAAUGUUAUUAAAGAAGUUAUGAAGUAAAUGCGUGUAAAUAAUAAUAAACAUCUUUUUGUAAUUCCAUAUGCAAAUAUAUUC